AUGGUCGACGGAGACUCGCAGCAGCCUCCGACAUGGAAGUUCACCCAGUGCUUUGGUGACAAGGGAGACGUCGAGGAUAUCACAGAAGCCGACAUCAUCUCAACGGUCGAGUUCGAUCAGACAGGUAACUACCUGGCCACUGGCGACAAGGGUGGUCGCGUUGUUCUUUUCGAACGUAAUGAGACGAAAAAAACAUGCGAGUACAAGUUCCACACCGAGUUCCAAUCACAUGAGCCCGAGUUUGACUACCUGAAGUCUCUCGAAAUCGAAGAGAAGAUCAACAAGAUCAAGUGGUGUAGGAGACAAAACGCCUCGCAUUACCUACUGUCGACCAACGACAAGACCAUCAAGCUAUGGAAGGUCUUUGAAAAAUCCCUCAAGGUCGUGGCCGAGAACAACCUGUCGCAAGACCUCACUCCUGCCGGUGCUGGUGGUGCUGUCGGUGGCGGUCCCGUCAGAGCUCCCAACAAGCACUUCCGCAGCACCGCCGACCUCACCUUCCCUCGCAUGACACACCACGACACAGUCAUUGCCGCUGUACCUCGCCGCGUGUACGCCAACGCCCACGCUUACCACAUCAAUAGCAUUUCUGUGAACAGCGAUGGCGAAACAUACAUCAGCAGUGAUGACUUGCGCAUCAACCUGUGGAACCUCAACAUUCAAGAUCAGAGCUUCAACAUUGUUGAUAUCAAGCCUGCCAACAUGGAGGAGCUGACCGAGGUCAUUACUGCUGCAGAAUUCCACCCACUCAGCUGCAAUUGGUUCAUGUAUGCCAGCAGCAAGGGAACCAUCAAGUUGGCUGACAUGCGUGAGAGAGCUCUUUGCGACACACACGCCAAGCAAUUCGAGCAAGAAGAAGAUCCAUCGUCCAGGUCAUUCUUCUCAGAAAUCAUCUCAUCCAUCUCGGAUGUUCGCUUCUCACAUGACGGUCGUUACAUCUUGUCUCGCGACUACCUAACAGUCAAGAUUUGGGAUGUGAACAUGGAGAGACAACCAGUCAAGACAAUUCCUAUCCACGAACACCUCCGACCACGCCUUUGCGACACAUACGAGAACGACAGCAUCUUUGACAAGUUCGAAGUCGUCUUCUCGGGCGAUGCCAAGAAUGUCAUGACGGGAUCUUACAACAACAACUUCAUGAUCUAUCCAUCAGAAGCGGGCAAAGACACCGAAGUGGUACUGCAAGCCGAUAAGAGCGCGUUCAAGGCCAAGAAGGUUGGAAUCCCCACACCGAUGAAUGGAGCAAAGGACAAGAAGGGCAACAGCAGAGCCAACAGCCCGGCUGGCCAGGGAAGCAGAAUGCGCAAGGAGACGGACGCGGAUGCAAUUGAUUUCAACAAGAAGAUAUUGCACAUGAGCUGGCAUCCCUUUGAGGAUAGCAUUGCCAUUGCUGCGACUAACAAUCUCUUUGUCUUUUCGGCGCUCUAG
Aureobasidium melanogenum CBS 110374 is the source of this 1428-nucleotide messenger RNA. RefSeq names its product MgPP2Aregb1, protein phosphatase regulatory beta sub-unit 1. Gene Ontology annotation, molecular function: protein binding; protein phosphatase regulator activity. The record is from RefSeq and is a predicted model, not a curated record. Gene Ontology annotation, cellular component: cytosol; protein phosphatase type 2A complex. The transcript is spliced from 6 exons. Gene Ontology annotation, biological process: peptidyl-serine dephosphorylation. Bases 1 to 1428 code for a protein of 475 amino acids. NCBI's taxonomy places the organism in Eukaryota, Fungi, Ascomycota, Dothideomycetes, Dothideales, Saccotheciaceae.